AUGGAAGAGUCUGAAGGUUCUGAAUGGCAACGCGAGCCGUUACCCAAUUUUUUGAGAAUUCCGGGGCUACAAAAUUUUAUCAAGGAAGUUUACAAGGGCAAGAAGGCCGUGCCGUAUCCACAAGAUGUUGGCCUCCAUAAUUUUGAAUUGGAUCUCGGCGAUGCAGCCUAUGAUUUCGCUGUAUUGGAUGGACCUGUUAAGGAAACAUGGGGAGAUUUGACUCAGUGGUUCAAUGCAGAACAUGGCUACGAUGGUACCUUGCCAAAAAUAGCACCCCCGAAAGAAUCCGACGAGCUCGACAUACAGCCAGAAUAUAAUGAUUUGUUUUGGGAGAAUCACAGCAUUGACUCGAUUGCAAAACGAAUUGCAAGUAAAGCGCGGGACGAGAACUCAGAUCCCCCCAUCGAUUUUUAUCAUAAACCAAAGCCUUUCUUGCGUGGCUUGAUUGAUUUCCAAAAUAUCUUUGGUCACGGGGCUACCGAAGACCCUCUCGAUGAGUAUAGUAAGCAAAAUCUGCGCGAGGAUUUGAUUGCUGCGUCGAUGUUUCAUCAUAUUGCGACGACGAUUUUGAGGAAUCCUUUCUUCUUCUUGGAUGAUGUAAAAAAAAUGAUUGGGACAGAAGACGGUCCGCAUAAUCCUGUUGACAAAUUAUAUCAUGACAUCCUCCAGUAUGAAUCUCUACAAAACCAGCUUGUCGCCAAAUCUUUCCGGGCGCAUACGCUUAGAUUACUUAGGCCCCAAGAGGAGUAUAGCCAUAGUAAGAGCAUUGCAGCCAGAACAAAUGGUAAAAUUCGGAGAGUAGCUCAAGCUCGAGCAAAACAAUGGUUGAGAAGCGAAGCACAGGAUCUUUGGCUGCCGACCACAGAAAAAAUCGACGAACAUGAAGUUGAGAUUCUUUACGAAAGAGCUGCGGAAUUAGCAGUUGCGGUUGCUUCCAUGACAUGGACGGAUAUUCAAAUUGAAACACUAGAUAGUUAUACGCCUUUGCCACACCCCACUAUUCCUUGCCUUCCUUUAUCAUUCUGGAAACACUACAAAGCCGACCCAGCUUUGCAUCAUAUCUCCGACAUGUCGAAGUAUCUUUUGGGAGACAUUCCCGUGCCACCACAAGACUUAAAGGAACUAAACGAGCUCGAAAAGCAAGUUAAACUAGUCAGGUGUAGACUUGUCAUGUAUGUGCAUAUUCAACAUCCUGAAAAUCUCGAUCCAAAACAACCGUAUCUUGAGGUCGAAGGGUACCCGUUCCUAGACGCGGCCCAGGUUAAAGAAUGUCCAGAACAGCUAUAUCUGGAGUUACCAGAAUUGGAAAAGCAAGAGCCUGAUCCCCGGAAGCUAGAAAGAAUCUACAGCGAUGAGGACUUGCCCAGACGACCCCCGAUACUGCGUGGCAUGUUUGGAGAAAAAGUCACUUGGCGUAAGGUGUGGAAGUUUUACAAAUGGCUCUUCGAUUCCGCUCUCUAUUAUAUCCCGUUUUACGCGGUGGCGCUGGGAGUUCCUUUUGUAGUUGCAUAUGGCUUUUACAGACUUCCCUUUCUUCGGACUGGUGAAGAGGGUCCCUCUCUUCGGACCGAUGAAGAGGGUCUCCCUCUUUCGACUGAUAAAGAGUAUCUUCAUCCUUGGAAUGAUGAAGAGGGGGUAGCUUGGCGGUUUUUGCCUAAUAUUCGGAAUCUAAAUUCCUCUUGGCGAGAUGCAUUGUCCUCAAACUUCUUCAGGAUCCUCGGCUGGCUGGGGAUCUUAAAAUUGUAUGAUCUAGCGAUGACUGCUCUCUAUAAUCUUUUCGGUCGAUGUUUUGGAAUCUUUGCUUAUGGGUGGGGAUUGGCCCUUCAUUCCGUCACAACUUCGAGAGAAUUUAUGUCUGGCUUGUAUGAUGCCACCGCGGGAUAUAUCGUUUCCACAACAAUAUGGAAUCUCCUAAUUGAGAACCAGGAAUUCGCAAAAGGCUUCCUCACUUGUUUUAUAAUGGUUGUCAUCCUAUAUUUUCAGGCGGACAGGCUUUUUGUGGGAGCGCCAGGUCUACCUCCAUGGUACUUACGUCCGCUCACGGGUGUUCUUUGUAUUUGCCAGUCGUUAUGGUUUGAUUCUGUAAGACGCAUGCUUUCGGGUUUUGCUGGUUACGUAUUAGAUGUGCCGAAAACUGUGAUGGAUAUGUUCGGGGACUCAUUUCAUCUCCCAGAAACCUUCAACUGGGUGUUAGAAUGGAUUUCUGGAAUUGGUGGCGACACGAGCGUCUCUAUCAUACCAGAAUUCGACCCAAGUCAGGCUGGGAUUUCCAUCAUACCACAGCCAGAGCCAGGAACAAGCGAUGGUGUUCCACAACCUUUUCAAUUGAGCCCAGAUGCGGAAAACACGCUUUCAGAAUCAACACUUGGAAACGUGUUGACGGGGUCAAAACUUGGGGGGGCAAUACUAAUAUCGAAUCUUUCAAAAGAACAAGGUUUAUCGAGUAUCGCUGAAAUGCUAGAGCGGUCGGAACUUGGCCGAAUAUUAGGAUUAUUUGGAUUUAGGAAAUCGGUCGUAGGAAGAGGACCCAUCGAGCAAUCUUUGAAAGGGUCUUUGCUUGGAUACAUAUUAACAGGGUCUGAUACCGAAAAGAGGCUGGUAACUACAACGCUAGGAGCAACAUUAGCAAAAUCGGACCUUGCAGAAAUGUUUGCAGAAUCAGAAAUCGCGAAAUCGUUACCACAAUCAGAGCUCGCAGGUCGAAUAACCGAAGCCUUAAACAUAGAACUGGGCUUGGAGGGGCCCGCGCAGAAAAUACCGUCUGUACCAAUGCUUGGAAAAGUACUAACAGGACUCAAUCUGGCAGAAACGCUAGAAGGGUCAUUGCUUGGAAAGAUAAUAACGGGAUCAACUUCGGGACCUAUUCUUCCAAUAGGCGCUCUUACUGCGUGGGAAGGACUAACACCACCAAUACCAUAUCUUCCUAGAACACUUGUCAUGGAGGUAGAACCUUAUUCGCAGAUUAUCACGAAGAUAGUGACAAUAGUCAUGAAGCCGAUAACGACGAUUCUCAGCCCUUUCCAAAUGAUAGUAACGAGAAUAGUUUCGGUAAUGAGGAAAGCACCAAUGAUAGAAUCUCUUCUUCCAAUGGUGGCAACAGUAGCGAAUGAAGCUCUGAAGCCAUUCGCUCCGGUAAUAGGUUUCUUGAGCGGUGUCUCCUAUAACGGUACCACCGAGCUAUCAACUCACGUGGUGUCGGGACAUGUUCAAAAAACUGGCACACCAAUAGCGGAAUCUGUUCUCCCAAUAAUAGCGAAAGCGUUCACAAUGAUUUUGAAGCCAGUGGCAUCAUUAGUGGCCAUGUUCUCUGGGUUUUCCUUCCCUGAUUCUCCUAUCACAUACUUAAAAAUUACUUUCAAUCCAACCAUCGUGUCAUUCGUCAUCGCUUGGAUAUUAGGUCCCGCGUUUGUAUGUGGCUUUUACAUAGCUUUACGGCGCUACAUAAAUGCCUGGGGUCAGGCAGAUCGCGACAGACUUCCCCAUAAGUGGAAUCUUCCACGACCACUGAUCAUGAUACUUGAUCUACUCACCUAUGUCUUUCGUAAACUUCGCUCAGCUUAUCACAUUUUCCUUCGAUUUCUCGGUGCAUUGGGUCGUUUAAUCAAAUAUGUUUUUCGUCCAUUUGUAUUUCUCCUUCGCCCAUUUAUAUGGCUUUACGCCUUCAUUGCCCCUGUUCUUCGCCCAUUUAGAUGGUUAGGCUACCCAUUCGUGUAUGUUUAUCGUCAGAUUACCAGAGUGGGUGUUUAUACCUGGCGAUUAAUACCAUCAGGACGGUAUCUUCUCCUCCAAGUUUUGACUUUGAUCGUAUUUGUAUUAUAUAUUGUUUUUCCUCUAUUGGAAUAUGCUUAUUGGCUGUUCGCUCUAUUCGAAGAUUUCCGUCACCCAAGGCCUCAACUGCCCCAAAUACCAUUCAUCAACGGAAUAGUCGGGUUUGUUAUUCGCGUAUACGAAAUGGUUCUCCAACUAUUCGCAGACAUAAGACAGAAGUUAAUAGAUUGGUACAAUUUCUUACACUUGAAUGCCUUUGCUCCCAUCCAAGGGGUAAUCGAUGCAACAUUAUUCUUAUACAGACAAAUUGCUCGCUUCUGCAACUUCUUUUUCCGCACCUCGAAAUUGGUUUAUUAUUGUACGGCUUUUCUGAUAUAUGUAAUGUUUGGAUGGGACACAGCAGUCUUCUUUGCCCCUGGACAAAAUCCAGAAAUUCUUUUGGCUCUCCGAGCUAUCCGCGCUCAUCUCUGGAAGAGCCCUUUCGCUGCAGUUAGAGUUCCUGGUCGGAAAGAUGAUUUGGCCUAUCAUCAUUUCCCUGGGUUUGCCCAGGGUCGUCAUCGCUCUCUUCCUCAUCCACAAUGGUUUCCCUAUUUCCAUUUGCUGAUUGGGGCAUCUAUUGGCAUUUUUAUAUACUUGACCACAGGUCAUCAUCCUAGUGGCCCUAAUUCUCUUCUUCAAACCAGUGAUUUGAACUCGACCUUGGAUAAAUUGAUAGAAACUUGA
This is a messenger RNA of Botrytis porri, 4491 nucleotides long. RefSeq lists its product as uncharacterized. The transcript has 3 exons. Lineage: Eukaryota; Fungi; Ascomycota; Leotiomycetes; Helotiales; Sclerotiniaceae. The record is from RefSeq and is a predicted model, not a curated record. The coding region runs from base 1 to 4491 and encodes 1496 amino acids.